Nicotiana attenuata is the source of this 381-nucleotide messenger RNA. RefSeq lists its product as uncharacterized. The record is from RefSeq and is a predicted model, not a curated record. The transcript has a single exon. Bases 1 to 381 code for a protein of 126 amino acids. Lineage: Eukaryota; Viridiplantae; Streptophyta; Magnoliopsida; Solanales; Solanaceae.
AUGUCGUUUAUGAUUAUUGGGACCGACAUUCCCCAAGGACCCGUGAUCAAAUGGAUAAAAACAUCCGCUGCAAUCAAGGGGCCGAUCCGAGACCGCAUGAUCGAAGACACCCUCACAUUCAGCGAGGAGGAUCUCGAGUCCUUGGCAGAACCAUACAAUGACGCGCUGGCAAUUUCAUUCCUUUUAAGCAACGUUCAAAUUAAAUGUGUGCUCGUGGAUCCAGGUAGCUCGGCCAACGUAAUCAGGUCAAAGGUAGUAGAACAGCUUGGGUUGCUCGAUCAAAUCGUACCAACCUCCCAGGUCCUCCACGGCUUCAACAUGGCCGGUGAAAUAACGAAAGGAGAGAUCGUUCUCCCGGUAGACAUGUCAGGCACAGUCUAG